AAGCAUUUCAGCAUAAGAAACAUUUCCGAGUCCAUUAGCUUUACCGAACGAUCGUAAUCAUCUUCAACUCCCUCAAGGUCACAAGAAGACCUCUUCUCCUUUGACGGAAACACUGAAACUGCAUUUGUUAUUGUUCUCUCCCCUUAUCCUGCAUUGCUUGUAGCCAUUACACAGGCUGAUGCCUGGACGGCUGCACUAUUGUAUUCCACCAAAUUUGAUUGCACGGCCUGCAGGCUGAUAUCAUCAGAUAAUCACUAAACAAGUAAGCGGUCAGAUCAUAAGACAGAAGAGUUUUCCAAAUGAUGCUUAUAACAGGGAGGCUGCUGGAGGGGCAGAGCUGAAUUACCUAUGGUUAGCAAGAACCAUGAUCACCGUCUUGCUGCUUAUUCUCGGCUUCGAGCCAUUCGUCGCUGCCGUCAAUCCACUGACGCAGAUCUGCUACUACAGAGACUCCCACCUGAACGAGAGCACCUAUAAAGCGAACCUUGAGCUCCUAUCCACUGCGCUAUUCAGUAGUGCCUCAUCCACACGAACCAACCUCGCCAAGGGCUUCGUCGGGACUGACCAAGACCGCAUAUACGGCGUCGUGGUGUGCCGCGGUGAUGGCGUCGUCGAUGCCUGCCCCAGCUGCAUCACCACAGCAUUCCAGGAUGUGUGGCGGGUGUGCAGAAACCACAAGGAGGCCCAUAUUCUAUACAAGGAUUGCAUCGUCCACAUCUCCGCGAAGGACCUUAUCUAUGACUCCACUGUUGUGCUGAACAGGCUGCUGGUCUUUACGGACACCACAAAACACAAUAUGGAUCCCAACAUCCCCAGCGAGGUGCGCGCCAAGUACACCGAUGUCAGCAUUGAUGGCAACAUCAAGGUGCUGCUUCAAGAGACAGCCAAACAAGCAGCCUACAACUCGACGAUGAUGUACGCCACCGGCCGCAUGGAUGUCUACAGCACAAUCCCGCUGCUCUACUCUCUGGCGCAGUGCAACCUGGGCCUAUCGCCAAAUGACUGUUGGGAUUGCCUCGACAAUAUCAGGAGCGCGGCAAAGAGUUUCUUCUACCAGCAACGUGGUGAAUGGAUUGCUGGUGUGUGGUGCAAUUUCAGGUAUAGCACAUAUCAGUUCUACGAGGGUCAGCCCAUGCAGCACAUCACCUUGUCGGGUGCUGUAGAUCCAACAACAAACAUGCCAGCACCCAAGCCGGCGCCAGGGCCAGUUGAUCUUCACAGGCAGAAAGACGAGACUCCCAGCCAUAAACACAAGAGUAAGCAAGACAAUAUUUUAUAUGUUGAAACAUUCCUCAAAACACUGAAAGGAUUAGAUAAACUCUGCCUUUUGAGUUUAGGUAAACUAAGCUCACAGGAAGAUGAAGAACUGGUCUGGGGAAUAGGAAGGAGUCCAGAGUUCAAGCUUUUUGAUUUUUCAGAAGUAUCAAAUGCUACAAAUAACUUCUCAGAUGAAAAUAAAUUGGGGCAAGGUGGCUUUGGUCCAGUAUACAAGGGCCAGCUUCCAGAAGGUUUGGAGAUAGCAAUUAAGAGACUUGCUUCACAUUCUGGGCAAGGUUUCACGGAGUUCAAAAAUGAAGUCCAACUCAUAGCCAAGCUCCAGCACACAAAUCUGGUUAGACUGUUGGGAUGUUGCUCACAAGGAGAGGAGAAAAUAUUGAUCUAUGAAUAUUUGCCAAAUAAAAGCUUGGACUCCUUUAUCUUUGAUGAAACUAAAAGAGCUUUAUUGAACUGGAAUAAACGAAAAGCAAUUAUCGAAGGAAUAGCGCAAGGACUUCUAUAUUUGCAUAAACACUCCCGGUUACGUGUCAUACAUAGAGAUCUUAAAGCAAGCAACAUUCUUUUGGACAGUGAGAUGAAUCCUAAAAUAUCAGAUUUUGGGCUUGCAAAAAUAUUCAGUUCAAAUGAUAUUGAAGGGAACACAAAAAGGGUUGCUGGGACAUAUGGGUAUAUGGCUCCAGAGUAUGCAUCAGAGGGCCUCUUCUCGAUCAAGUCUGAUGUAUUCAGCUUUGGUGUUCUGAUUCUCGAGACCAUCCAUGGAAAAAGGAACUCGUCUUUCCAUAAAAAUGGGGACUUCUUCAACCUUCUUGGAUAUGCAUGGAAGUUGUGGAAAGAAGAAAGAUGGCUUGAGUUUGUUGACGAAUCAAUAGUUUCAGAGUCACAUGUAUCAGAGACAAUGAGGUGUAUCAACAUCGCAUUGCUGUGUGUGCAAGAGAAUGCAGCUGAUAGACCCACCACAACAAGCGUGGUUACGAUGCUAAGCAGCGAAAGUAUAGCCCUGCCUGAACCUAAGCAUCCAGCGUAUUUCCACGUAAGAGUAACGGACGAAGAGCCGCCUAGCGCUAACGAUGUGACAAUGUCUGCUCUACAGGGCAGAUAAUAUCAUCCUGCAUGAUGUCGUUGCUUUGCUGAGGGGGACUCCUUCUGUUUUAUUAACAAAGUUCAGACAGAAACAGAGACGUGCGUUUGGUUAAGAGCGUGUAAUGAAAGGGAAGACAAUCUACUCAUGUUCAGACAGACAAAAGAUGACUACAUAAUGUGCAUAGUGUAAUGUUGAAUCAUAACCGGGCGCCUCGGUUGCUAAUUAGUCAUCGACUUCAUGUUCGUGAACGGUGAAUUGUGAAGUGCAGUGGUUCCUGUUUGCCUUUUGUGUAGAAAUGGUAAUGCUUGCCUACAGAAGUAGAGAUAAAGGGGUGAUGCACGGUAGGUUAAGAUUAUUCAUCCAACUACAGAAGCUUUUGUAGUACUGAAUGAAACCAUAAGCAUAAGCAUCCACAGAGCAGAGCAAAGGGCUAUCUGUACUGAAUCCUGUUUUGAAUCGAUUCAACGCGGUAGUUCCAGUCCCCCCAAGAAGAAAAAAUUCCCCGGAGCUAACCUCGCUUGAUGGAUCGAUUCGAGUAAGGGGAAUCGCGGGCACCUUCGGACGAGGAGGCGGGGAAGACGCGAGAUGCCUCGCCGCCGCAUCGGCCUCCCACGGCCGUCGCCGACCACCGCCGGAUCCAUAGCGGGGCAGCCGCCGGAGGUUGCGGCGGCGGCGCGACGCUGGUCGCAGCGCUCGCACCCGCUGGGGCGUACUGGAACGAGCGAGGGACAGAGAGAGAGCGCCCGCUGGGCUGGGAAUGGGAUGGACGGCGGACGGGCGGGUGCCGCGCGCCGGCCUGCCUAUGAAAAACCAAAGUCUUUUUUUUUAAGGGAAAAACGAAAGUCUUAAUUGCACUUGGCCCCAUAUACAUCAUUAAUUAUUGGGCGCUUAUAGGCGCCGGCGCACCGGCCGAGCGUUUCCGCCGGUCCAGCCCAGGCCAUCGGAUGUGAGCCACGCAGCCGUUGGAUCCAGGCAAAUAAAAAAAACAGAUCGCCCCCAACUUCUUCCUUGGGCAGUCGGCCUGGAUCCGCAUCUCCCGCUCGGGGAGCACGGCACCGCGCCUCCUGUCCCCUCCGGUGGUCGUCCCCGUCGUCAGUCCCCACCCUCGUCGGUCUUCC
Aegilops tauschii subsp. strangulata is the source of this 3477-nucleotide messenger RNA. RefSeq names its product cysteine-rich receptor-like protein kinase 25. Gene Ontology annotation, biological process: protein phosphorylation. Gene Ontology annotation, molecular function: protein serine/threonine kinase activity; ATP binding. The record is from RefSeq and is a predicted model, not a curated record. Lineage: Eukaryota; Viridiplantae; Streptophyta; Magnoliopsida; Poales; Poaceae. Gene Ontology annotation, cellular component: plasma membrane.